Molecule: messenger RNA, 900 nt
Organism: Vicia faba (fava bean)
Lineage: Eukaryota; Viridiplantae; Streptophyta; Magnoliopsida; Fabales; Fabaceae
Source: the annotation of a GenBank genome assembly
AUGGCUCGCGGCAGAGGGUGUCCAAAGAAGAAGGUUCCGUCUUUGAUGCUUGCGAAUGUUUUGAAGCAGAGUGGGAGAAAAAAUGAUUCAGAGAGAAGUUCAACGAUUGAGCCUGAAAUUGGUUUAAUUGUGAUGGUGGAAGAGGAAAAAACCGCAACUUUAGAUGUUAAUGAGGUGAUAAACCAGAAGGUUGGUGAGGAACCUAAAAAACUGUGGGUGGAUGUAAUUAGUGGAAACAGAAUCCUGUCCAAUGGAGCUGCUAUUGAAUAUUUUUCCCUGAAGAUAGUGGAAGGAGAAAUAGAAGUAGAGAUUGAAGAAGAAGACAUUCUAGAUGAUCUCAAAUACUUGGAAACAACUCUGAUUAUGUAUGUUUUGGGUAUGGAUUUGAGUAUAAACGCGGUUAAACAGUAUAUGACAAAGUUCUGGAGUUUUGUUCAGCUGCCGAAGAUGUACUACCAUGAAGAUGUGUAUUUUAUGUUGAAAUUCCGAACGCAUAAAGACAUGGACAUGGUCUUGAUGAAGGGACCCUAUACCAUUCAGAGUAUGCCAAUGGUUCUAAAAGAUUGGAAUCCGGAUUUUGGUUUCAAGAGAGAUAUGUUACGCACAUUACCGAUUUGGGUGAACCUUCCCAAUCUUCCUCUAUAUCUAUGGGGUACCAAAAGUCUUGGAAAAAUUGGGAGUGCCAUUGAUGUAACACUAAAGCAGAAGGAAAACAUCAUGAUAAGAGACAAGGAAGGGAACAAAAUCACACAGCCAGUUGAGUAUGAAUGGAAGCCCGAGUUCUGUGAUUUGUGUCAGAAGAUCGACCAUCAGUGUCAAGAAAAACCUAAUAAGCAGUGGCGUGAAAAACCAAAAGCGGAGAUUGGGGGGCUUGAAGACAUUCUCGAUACGGGGACAUGA